Molecule: messenger RNA, 2125 nt
Organism: Vollenhovia emeryi
Lineage: Eukaryota; Metazoa; Arthropoda; Insecta; Hymenoptera; Formicidae
Product: protein SHQ1 homolog
Exons: 9
Coding region: 253-1788 (511 amino acids)
Biological process (GO): box H/ACA snoRNP assembly
Cellular component (GO): cytoplasm; nucleoplasm
Source: RefSeq, a predicted model, not a curated record
UUCCGACCUUGAGCACGUGCGCGCGCGUUCGACACUGUUCGACACGCCAGGAUCAAACGACCGGGCGGACGAGUCGAGUGUCCCCCGUCAACGUGGAUCCUGCCGGACAGCGUCCAACAGCGCCGAGGCCCGCCCGUUCUUUCUCGCGCGCAGCGCGCGCCCCUCCGUCGGCUGUAACUCCGCUCGCGCGCAGGGCGUUGUGCAAGACAAGGUGGUGUCCGGGUACAAGUAAAAAUUUCGCAACACCCCGCGAUGCUGACCCCGCGCUUCGAGAUCACGCAGACCGACGCGGAGGUGACGAUAGUCGUUCACGCCCCGUACGUGAAUAUAAAGGACACGGAGGUGUACGUCGACGGGACGGACUUCCGCUUCCUCGCCUCCCCGUAUUACCUGCGGCUGCGGAUGCCGGGCGCGAUCGAGGAGAACAGCACGUCCUCCGGCGACUACGACUGCGAGAAGGGCGACUUCACCUUACGUUUCUCCAAGGUCAACAAAGGGGAGCACUUUGAGAAUUUGGACAUGAUAACGACCCUUCUGGCGCCGCCGAAGAGCGCGGGCGCUAUUAUACCCAACAUCGAAGUGAUCGGCAAGUCACGGGAAUGUAAUCCAUCCGCGGCCUCGGCGGACAUCUGCGAGGGCAACGCCUUGGACGAUUCCGGAAACGAAUGGUUUGUACCUCAGGAUAACGUUCCGGAGGUGCAAUUUCUUGUAAACUCCCCAAAGUAUGGCUUCGCUAACAAGAAAUCCGGAAUUUUACAUGCCUUCGAGGCAGCGUGGGUCAAGGAUAUAACGGAUCUUCCCACGCCUGACACAACCCCCGAGACGGAAAGAAAAACUUUACAGCAGCAGCGUGAACUAAACGACUUCUGCGAAAACCACUAUAUAGCAGAUCUCGUGGAGGUGGAAAACAUUAAACCUUGCAUAACGUAUGCGGCAGAAUGGGACACGCUACAGAAAGACCAAGUCGCGUUAAGCGAAGCCGAGGUCGAUAUAUUAAAGGAACUUCCAAACAGAGAAUAUUUAUUAGACUCCAAAGACGUACAAAAAUUAUGUUUCAACGUUAUCGACAUCUUAUACGCCAGUUGCUACAAUCACCGGACAACAUUAGGAGAAAACACCUCGGAGAGCAGCUGGACCAUUAAUAAACUGAGCUCUACCUUAUGUUGGUUCCAAAAUUUCACUUCUCUAGACGAAGUUAUAACAGCGUGCAUUCGAAGAUCGCUUUGUUAUCCGAUUUAUAGAAAUUGGGAACUUUCCAUCAAGGUGUUUGAGGACCUUAAAAUCGUCCUGUCGUUAGGAAGGAAAUACAUCGUUAAACGCUUCUGCGAAAUACAUAGCCUUUUCAAUGAGUCGUACGAAAUGAGAUACGUACUAAACCAGUUGUACAUAAUAGACUUUUUAAUUUGGCUGCAAACGUUACCUGAAUCCGUAAUAGAAUCGCUUCAUUCUGCGUUAAGUGAGAUUCAUCCGAACAAAGCAAGCAUGGGAUUUCAUUUAAUAGAGCUGGAAGUGGCAACUUACUCCGUUCAAGAAGAGGACUUUGUUAUAGAAAAUACUAUUCACAAAAUGACCGACAACAUUGAUCAGAUGACCCUGAACGAUAGCAAUCAGGAGAAGCCAAAGAAUGUAUACCAUGUUAACCAAAAAUUUUUUAAGUAUUUAUUAUCGAGCAGUUCAAGUUCCACGGACAGCAGUGACUCUGACACGGACUCUGACAGUAAUACGUCAAGCAGCAGCAGUAGCAGCAGCAGUUUAGAUUCGGACGAUCUAGACGACGAGCCCAAAUGAAUGAAAAAAAGUUGAUGGCCCCCGAUGAUUAAUCAUCCACUUGUUAUGUGAUGUGUAAUGCAACCCGGCAAAUUAAACAUCGACUUCUGUAAUAAGCAUAUAAUUUUUUAAUUGUCUACUAACAAGGGGCAGUGUAAUAUGCUGUUAUUUUUUGUAUAUUUACAUAUUCAUUAUUUUAUGCGUAUGCUUCGCCUUGUACGUGUAAGAUCGUGAUGUUCAAAGAUAAUCUUCCUAACUAAUUCGUUAACGAAUUGCGUUAAUAAAUGCAUCUGGAUUGUGAUAAAAAUAAUAUGAAAUCAAUAUGGUUCUCAUUAAUAAAAUUAUAUUUUUUAAGGAA